Messenger RNA from Neolamprologus brichardi, 7308 nucleotides. It is a transcript of the gene ptpro, whose product is annotated as protein tyrosine phosphatase receptor type O. Gene Ontology annotation, cellular component: plasma membrane; GABA-ergic synapse; glutamatergic synapse. The record is from RefSeq and is a predicted model, not a curated record. Lineage: Eukaryota; Metazoa; Chordata; Actinopteri; Cichliformes; Cichlidae. Gene Ontology annotation, biological process: axon guidance; peptidyl-tyrosine dephosphorylation involved in inactivation of protein kinase activity; negative regulation of canonical Wnt signaling pathway. Gene Ontology annotation, molecular function: cadherin binding; Wnt-protein binding; protein tyrosine phosphatase activity.
GCUGCGGGGCGCAGGGCGGGGCGUCGGCGCGCAGCAGCAGCAGCAGCUCCAUCACCGACACCGUCACCGAUCUGCUGGCGUCUGCGGGCUGCGGCAUGGACCCCGCUGCCCGGCCUGUCUGUGAAUGUGGGCCGGUCCGGUGCUGCUUCCCGCGGUUCUGAUGGUGAAGGCGGUGCGCGCUCAGAGAAGCGGAGCGGACACAGACUUGUGCGCGCGGCGCGGCUCGCGCUCCGAUGCAGCAGCAGGAGGAGGAGGCGCCAUUGUUUGGAUGCGCAGCAGAUUGAGAGGAAGAAGGCCAGGGAUCGCGCGCGCUGACCGGGACACGCGCACCAUGCUGCACCUGCUGUUCCUCGCGCUCCACCUGCUCUGCUUCACCCAGAGCACGACGGCGUUCCAGGCGACCGUAAACGACGAAGGUUUGAUUGUGGCGACUUUGGAUAGCUCAGACCUGCAGGAGAACGUCACGGCGUAUGCGGUACAGAUCUCCGGAGAACCUCGAACCAUCCUGAUCCAGUUCGUGAACACCAGCGAGCCUCUGCUGUACAACGCCUCCUUCCACGGCCUCUGCUACACGGUGGGGCUGCUGCUCAGACGGGGACAGGCUUGGUCCCGCCCCAUGAAGACCGUUGCCGUGCUCACGAAGCCGCUUCCUGUCCGCAGUGCUCAGAUAUUGGACUAUAAGGAGGCUCCAGAGACUGGCGUGGUGUUUGAAAUCGAUCCUCCGACCAGAAACGUCUUUAGCAGAGUCAACAUCAGCUACGCUGAAGGACAGGAGCGCCGAUCGAUGCUCUAUAAAGAUUUCUACAGAGGGAAGACAGUGUUUAAGCACUGGUUACCGGGGAUGUGUUACCGAAACAUCACCUUCCAGCUGAUCUCAGAGGCCACCGUGUACCAAACUGCACUGGUGACCCACAGUGACAUCACUCACACACCGCUGCAUCAUCGGACAGUGCCCCACCCUCCCCUCAACAUCUCCUAUAAGAUCAUCCAUUUGAGCCAGAGGGCAGCUCCAGGUCAGCUCCCCGACAUGCUCCCACAUGAUAGUGGGCAGCGAUCCCCCCGCCAGGCCCGGGAUGUCCCACUGAUGGAGGAGCGGGAGGAGGAGGAGACCCAGGCUGAGGAGAACACCUCAGAUGAGGUAAUAGGAGUCACUUACGCCCCCUCCACAAAAGUGUUGACGGUGAGCGCCCCCAUUGAUGUGAACAACAGCCGCACGGAGGAGGCAGAGCCUUCGAGCUACUGGCUGGAACCGACGGAGCCAUCUCCCACCGACAAGGAUGAGGAGUUCGUUAAUGGCGUGCUGCCCGAGUAUGAAGACUCCAACGAGCCGGGCUCGGCCAUGGCACUCCCUGCCGAGCCUUCUGUCCUGCCCACCAGGCUUCCUCCAAUCCUUUUGGAACUGCGCUGGCUGCCGCCGCGCCCACCCACCAGCUACGACAGUUUCAACGUCUACAUCUACAGAGAUGGUAACUCGACAGAAACAGCGACGGUGGACGAAAGCACUCACGAGUUCUUUACAGAGUUAACGGAGCCGGGAAUAUACCGUGUGCAAGUGACCACACUGAGCUCGUCUGGAGACUGCGAGUCCCGAGAGAGCAGUGGCGACACUGCCUUCACCUUCUACCUCAGUCCCAGCGGCGAGCUGCUGGAGGACCUGCGAGAGCGUCCUCAAGCCGUCAGCGUCAGGCUGCUGGACUCGAGCACCGCUGCCAUCUCCUGGGCGCCAUCGUCGCAGAACCACAAUGGGAGCCUGGUGUCAGUGGUUUCCACCACCUGCCUGAAGCCCAGCCUGAGCCAGAGGAUGGAGAACACCUACUGCAGCGAGGAAAACUCGACGAGUGACAUUAUCACCAACCUGACGCCGGGUGCUCAAUACCGGGUGGUCGUCUAUCACACCAAUGGACCCCUGAUCAGCCCGCCGUCGGAGCCCGUCAUCAUCGAUAUCGAGCCCACCGGCGUGCGCGAGCUCACCGUUUACCCCCUGAGUCCAACGGCGGUGAUCCUCAGCUGGCAGCGUCCAUACCACGUUGCCUUCAGGAAAUAUGUGUUGCAGACCUUCUUCUUCAACCCCGUCACGCUUGCCUCUGAGUGGACCACCUACUACGAGAUCGCCGCCACCGCCUCCGUCAUCGCCUCAGUGAGGGUGACCGACUUGCUGCCUGCCUGGUAUUAUAAUUUCCGUGUUUCCAUGGUGACGUGGGGUGACCCACCGCUCAGCUGCUGCGACAGCUCCACCGUGAGCUUCGUCACAGCUCCCGAGGCGCCUCACAUCUCCUCUGUGGAUUACUCUCAUGGCGUUCUGUACGUCCGCUGGACAUACGGCGAGCUCUUCAUUGACCUGUCACACUCAAGGAUGCUGCACUGGCAAGUGGUCGCUGUCGGGAAGAAGGGACCGGAGAAGACGUACUCCGUUGACGUGACUCGGAACGUGAUGCGGGCAAGCCUCCCUCUGCCUCCCGGAGACAUCUACAACCUGACGGUGACGGCAUGCACAGAGCGCAGCAGGAACACGUCCACGCCAAACAUCAUCAAACUGGAGCCGGCUCCUCCCAGAUCGCUGUAUGCCGUCAACGCCACUCACUCGUCCGUGACUCUGCUGUGGACCGAGGAGGGAGUGGUCGACUAUUACCAGGUCCUCUGCAGACCCAGCAAAGCCAGCAAGGAGCAGCUCAAGGCCCUUGAGCCGCAGACCUCCACCUCCCACGUGGUCACCAUUUCUGGUUUGAUACCAUCGUCCAGCUACAACUGCACCGUCACCAGCUUCAGCUACAGCACGCCCAGCAAACCCACACACAUCAGCGUCAGCACUGUUGCCAAAGAGAUGAAUCCAAGCGUUGCUGCCAUCUCGGCUCUGGCUGUCCUCAGCAUCCUGCUCAUCAGCCUGCUCGUUCUGUUCCUGCUUGUGCUGCGCAAGAAACACCUGCAGAUGACCAGAGAGUGUGGCGCAGAGACCUUUGUCAACUUCGCCUCGUUUGAGAGAGACGGAAAGCUUCCAUAUAACUGGCGAAGAAGUCUCUUUGCCUUCCUUACCCUACUGCCAUCCUGCCUUUGGACUGACUAUCUUUUGGCUUUUUAUAUUAAUCCUUGGAGCAAGACUGCUUUAAAGAAACGGAAGCUAACAAGCCCUGUGCAGCUGGACGACUUUGAGGCCUUCUUCAAAGACAUGAGCAAGGACUCAGCCUACAAGUUCUCCUUGCAGUUCGAGGAUCUAAAGAGCAUCGGUUUGGAUCUUUCCCAUGAUGCUGCUGACCUUCCCAUCAACAGGCCCAAGAACAGAUACACCAACAUCCUCCCCUAUGACUUCAGUCGGGUGAAGCUGAUCUCGAUGCACAAUGAUGAAGGUUCAGACUACAUCAACGCCAAUUACAUACCCGGCUACAGACACAAUAAAGAGUACAUCGCCACGCAGGGUCCGCUGCCUGAGACCCGCAAUGACUUCUGGAAGAUGGUUUUGCAGCAAAAAUCCCCGAUCAUCGUCAUGCUCACACAGUGCAGCGAACGGCGCCGGGUGAAGUGUGAUCAUUACUGGCCCUUCAAUGAGGACCCUGUGAUGUACGGUGAGGUCAGUGUAGAGUUGCUAUCUGAAAGCGAGUCUCCAGAGUGGAUCAUCAGGAAGUUCAGACUUGGAUAUGCUGAUGAGAGUCAGGACGUCCUCCACCUGAACUACACCUCGUGGCCGGAUCACGGCGUCCCCACGGUAAAUGCCAUCGAGAGCAUCCUGCAGUUCGUCCAUAUUGUCCGCCAGCAGGCCAACAGGACCAAAGACCCUAUCAUCGUCCACUGCAGUGCUGGAGUCGGCAGGACUGGGACCUUCAUCGCUCUGGAUCGCCUGAUGCAGCACAUCAGAGAGCACGAGUACGUGGACAUCCUGGGUAUGGUGUCGGAAAUGCGAUCGCAUCGCCUGUCGAUGGUUCAGACUGAGGAGCAGUACGUGUUCAUCCAUCAGUGCGUCAUGCUAAUGUGGCAGAAGAAAAAGCAGCAGUCCAUCACCUCGGACGUCAUCUACGAGAAUGCCAGCAAGACAUAAUGAGGACACCUCCAGACGCUGUGAACACACCCCAACCUCCUGUGCUUCAGGCAUCCAUUCUCUGCAGAAGAAGACUCGCUUCAUCAUCAGUAUCAAAAACAAAAAAAAACACAACAUAGAACAUCUGGGCGAGAGAAAACUAUUAUCAGUCUCUUUCUUUGAAUUGGUGUUAAAGCAUGGGAUGGAGUUUUGCCUUAAGGAGCCUUCACUGACUGACCAACAUGUUCAACCACAGCCCUGCCCUCUGAACUGGACUGACUCACACCAACGUGGGCUCGGAGGAGCGUUGACAAGCUGCGUCUGUUAAGGCAACGAGUCGGUGGAACGGAGUCAGUGGUUUUUCAUUUUUAUUUAUGUUUUUAAUCUCAGGAGUCGCUGUAAAACCAGCAAGCACACUGGCCUCUUUCUCCCCUUCAAACCUUUGUUUUAGGUUCAGGUUUUGUUUUGCCCGUCGUCUUGCACGGUGCAGCUUUCCUGGCUUUUUGGGGCGUAGGAGUCGGCGGCGGUAGAUUUCAUCGUUACGCACUGCCACACCUACCGCACACGUCGAUAAUUAAAAACCCCAAUGGCUCGAGCUCGCUGAUUAACUGCCAGGACUGCUACACAGGAAGAACCCAGCAAACAUUCACUAAAGAGCGAACCCAAGAUGAGCACAAAUCGGAUGUUUGGAGACACUUACAUCAUCUUUCCAUCAUGGCUGCAUAUGCCAAACUUCAGAAGUGAAAAAUGAGGAACUUUUCAGAUUUCUGCUCCAAAUUACGGCAGAAAAAUAUCAUCAUCAUAACACUAUCCGAACUUUAUCGUGAUCAACCCUAGCGGUGUGAAUGUUUGCUAGGUCUGUACAACAAGAGGGCACAAACGAGUCGAGGGGAACGCCGUCCCCACGGUUGCCAUCCGUCGCCGCUUGGCGUGUUUGAGGCCAGUUUAGAAGCUAGAGACUGUGGUUGUAGAGCUGUAGUUUGUAUUUGCACUGAGGCCUCUGAGCUACUGAACAAGAAGGGAAGCAUUUUGCUGCUGCUUCCCACCGUGGGCGAUCAGCACGCAGUCACCAUGCUUGGAGCUGUAGAUUAACGUUAGGACUACUGUAGAGCUUUGGACUGUCCGAUCGGGCUGGCAGAGAAAAAGGACCGUAUCCGACAGCAUGGACAUCGGAGACAGAAUCUCUCAAGUUUCCCCGUUACUGGCCCGAAGUCACGGAAACAUAUCUGCUCAGCAUAUCAGCAGAGCUCUUCUGGGUCCCACAUAAAUAGAUUUUUCACCGUCUAGAAGUGCAGUCAGUUAUUACACAAGUACAAAUUAUACCUUUGAAUCUGGACUAGAAAGUAUAAAGACAUAAGUUACAAAAAUAUCUGCAUUUCAAUGUCCCGAUGCAGUCAGUGGUUUUCUUAUAUAUGCCCACAGUGACUUCCUAUAAAGAAGCACUACACCGAUAAACGUUUAGCGUACAUUUCACUGGACAUCACGUGUGAUCCAGCGUUUGUAGUGCAACAAAACAGAAUGUACGCAUCCUGUAAGUAUCAUUGAAAGUUUAAAAGAAACUUCCUUCACAACGGUUUGUUUUUUCGUUCAUUUUGAACUCUAAGCUUUUCUAUUUUAACUUUAAUUACAGAUUUUUUGUUGUGUUUUCAAUGAGUAAAGCACCCCAAAUUUAAUCAUUAACAUUUUAUGUAGUAUUUCCUACCUUUUUACCAUGUCACAUACUACAGUCUAGUAUGUAUUAGACUAAAAGUAUUUUAAACAUGUGCGUUUCACUAAAAUGCAUUUUGUUGGGUUUUGUUUUUGCCACAGUUUAACAUUUUGAAAGGAUUUUUCGGGCAUUAUAAGAAAACCAGUGAGCACGGACAUUUAAUAAAAAACACCACAGUUCAGGUUUUUGCUGGUUUUGGGCCCCUGGUGUCGGUUUGCGAAUGGCUGAGACCGACUCAUCAAAUUCGAUCUGUACAGAAAAGUAUUGAAGCAUCAGUGUCUGCUAGUUAGAUCAGAUUCUAUUCAGCGAUUUAGUUUUCAUUGUUCAUCUUUCUACUGAGUAUUUCACAUGAAGGGCAGAAGAAUAUUCACAUUUCCAUCAUUCCUCAAUGAUUGUAGAGAAUGUCUACUGAGCAGAUGAGUGGUCGACUUCAAUGAACCCAAAGUUUUACACUCGAUUCAGGACAUACAGGGUGUCGUCAAAAUAAGAGCUCAACUCUGGGGGACGGGGAGUAUAAUCAUUUGGAAUAGCUAUGACUUUGGAAUGAAUCACAAAAGCUGGUUGAACAAUCCAAAUAAAAGAUUUGGUAAAAUGCUAAAAAAUUUCAUCAAGCUUAUAAAAUGUAUAACCCAAACUCUGCACUUCCUACAGUCUACAAUCAAAAUGUAUUUUAGAAAGUGUACUGCAACAUACGUGGUGGGAAAAGUGGAGCACAUUUCAGAUGAAUGAAAUCAAAAUUCAAUUUGAUUUCAUACCGAACUGAAUUUUAGUUUUUUUCCCAUAAUAAUUACAUUUUGGCACAUCGAGCAAAGCUUUUAAAUUGCUUUGCUAGUUAUUCCCAUAAUGAAUACUAAACCAGGUAACUCUCACUUAAUGCUGAAGUACAGAUUUUUAUUUUGACGACACCUUGCAUUAAGUUUGUGCAAAUAUUUCAGUAAUUAAUGAAUGUUUAAAAAGGCCACUGGCCACUUGUGAAAUGAUUCAUCUUUGUGGCCUUGUGCUUACCACACCUGAAGUCUUUACCUGUCAGCCGUCUCAGAUCCUCGACGGUUGGGUACUUCGGUUCAGUCGCCGCUCGAUCUGAAAUAGUUUCCAUGUCACUCUUAGAUAUCAGAUGUACUGUACAUACUACUACUACCGCUUAACUAUUCUGUUUCUACUCGUCAUUGCAAAGUUAUUCUUGUGGAGAUGUUGCUUUAGAAGUUUGUUUUUUAAAAGUUGUUGUAAAUGUGAAUCAUCUUUCUCUGAGCUCGGAGCUGAAUUCUCGCCGGCGCCGUUUCUUAAGCCUCAGCGUUUAGAAGCGUGAUGUGGACGUGGAGGAUGCAUUUGGGGUCUGAGAAAUGCACUUUGGUAUGACUGUCAAAAAAAGAUUUUUAAAAACUGACAGAACUUGCAGACAGUUUUGUGAAGCCCAGCACUGAAACUCUUCUACAGUUCUUUCUUGCUUAGUGUGUGUCCAGUCGAACUCGUACGUCAUUGGUGCCAUUAUUGUGCAUUGUGUCACUUACAGUUUGAAGGAUGAUCCCGAGCUCGGGUCGCCGUCACAGAGUUUUACUGUGUGUGUUGGAACAAAAUAAAAAUGUUGCAGUAAAAA